AUUCCUCCGUUCGGAGCUGAACAUUUUGUUAAUUGUGUUGCGGCCGCUUAGCUGAUCGUGCAAUGUACCGCAACAAAAUGAACGUGAGUGUUGCAGUCCUUUUGGCCACUUCAUUGGCCUUCAUUGUAUCCUGUGAAGCGGCAACACACGGCAUUCCACCACUCUUUGGAGAGAAUCCUUCCGCACGCAUCGUAGAUGGGAAAAUUGUUGCCUCCGGUGCAGCGCGUGCAGUCCUGGACUAUCGGCUGCCGAACACAACUGAACCUGUGCACUACGACGUCGAAGUGACUACGAAUGUACACAAUGGCACAACGGCAUUCAAUGGUACAGUUAAAAUUCAAAUAAACGUUAACGAAGAUACAAGAACAAUAGUUUUGCAUGCGCGUCAGCUAAGUAAUUUCACGGCAACUAUUUCAAACGCUUCGGUAACGGGAGGACAAGUUCAAGCGUUAAAUAUCUCAUAUGAAGAGGAACGAGAAUUUCUCAGUUUGACGCCAACGAACCAAUCGUUAACGUUCAAUAAAGGCAGCAGCUGGCUUCUGACCAUCGCCUAUCAAGGUGAAUUGCGUACUGAUAACGGUGGAUUUUACUUGUCCACCUACGAUGAUGACAACGGCACGGAACGGUAUAUAGCAACGACGCAAUUCGAGUCGACCGAUGCGCGCCAUGCCUUCCCUUGCUACGACGAGCCAGCCAAGCGUGCAACAUUCUCCAUCGUUAUUAAUCAUGAUCCCUCAUAUAAUGCCAUAUCGAAUAUGCCUUUGGACGAGGAGGCGAGCAGACCCGGCUACUCUGUCUUCCAGAAGACGGUUAAUAUGCCCACUUACUUGGUAGCGUUUAUUGUGUCCGAUUUUGAAUAUUCAGAAGGUGUACUGUAUUCACGCCCACAACGUGUCUACACACGACCAGGCACUGUAAGCGGUCAGGAAUUCGGUUUGGUUUCCGGUUUGUUGCUGCUGCAGCGACUUAUCGAAUACUAUGAUGUGGAUUUCGCACUACCAAAAAUGUAUCAAGUAGGCGUGCCAGAUUUUGCAGCUGGUGCCAUGGAAAACUGGGGUUUAGUUACAUAUCGCGAAGAAUAUAUAAUAUAUAAUAAGAACACAUCCACAACUAGUACACAAACAAAUAUUGCCACAAUCAUCGCACACGAAUACUGUCAUCAGUGGUUUGGUAAUUUGGUAGCCAUUAAAUGGUGGACGUACCUUUGGCUUAAGGAAGGUUUUGCCACCUUGUUCUCCUGGCAGGCAACCGAUGCGGCCUAUCCUGAAUGGGAUAUCUAUCAGUUGUUCCUCACCGAUGACUAUCAACGGGCACUUACCGCCGAUGGUACAGGUCUAAUGAAUCCAAUGAGUCAUUAUGUGCAAACGCCAUCUGAGAUCUCCAGCCGCUAUGAUUCUAUUUCGUACUCGAAAGCCGGCUCGGUGCUGUAUAUGUGGCAGUGUGCGUUGGGCGACGAAGUAUUCCGCCAGGGAUUAAACCUUUAUUUGACUGAAAAUCAAUACAGUGCUGCUGAUGAAUGGCAGCUCUUCGAGGCUCUUAGUAUUGCAGCCGGUGCACAAAAUGUUCCGCUUCCAGCGACAAUGGCCAAUAUGUUCUCAAGUUGGUCGCAACAAUCUAGUUACCCACUUCUCACCGUUACACGUCAUUAUGAAAAUAACUCAUUCACCGUUACACAAGAAGCUUUCUACGAUAAUAGCACCACAACAUCGAACCAGACUUGGUACAUUCCAAUUAAUUAUGCACAUAAAUCAAAUCCAGACCACCGUAACACUACCGCCUCGCAUUAUUUGUUGAAGACAAAAGAAAUUCAUAUCACCGACAACAAUUUAGCCGCUGAUGAUUGGCUGUUGCUCAAUAAACAGUCCACCGGUUUCUAUCGCAUCAAUUAUGAUGAACGUAACUGGAACCUAAUUAUUGAUGCGCUCAAAUCCAAUCCUUACAGGUUUCAUCCACGCAAUCGUGGUCAGCUUAUUCAUGAUGUCUAUAAGUUCAGUUCAACAGGACGUCUCGACCAAAGUACACUCUUCAAUUUGCUACAAUAUCUGCCUAAUGAAGAUCAAUUUGCUCCUUGGUCUACGACUUAUUCGGUGAUCAACACAUUAAACAGAUAUCUGAAUGGGGAUAGUGAUUAUAAAAAUUUCCAAAGUUUCGUAGCCUCUUUAGUAUCAGACCUCUUCGAUAAGUUGGGUGUGAAUGAUGCAACUGGCGAGCAACAUCUGGUGAAAUCUAUACGCAGUAUCGCCAUUAACCUCGCCUGUUUGUCAGGCAUUGAAAGUUGUCUAGAGGAGACGAACAACAAAUUAAGGGCGCUCAUUGAAGACGGCAUCGCAAUCGAACCAAAUCUACAAUCGCAAAUAUAUUGCAAUGGUCUACGUCAGUCCGAUGAUACAGUAUUCGAUUUCGUUUUUAACCAGGUAUUGCAGUCCAAUAAUCAGGCAUUCCGUCGCACACACAUCACUUCAUUGGGCUGCUCGCAGUCGGAGUCCCAAUUGCGAAAAUUCGUAAACAGCUCAAUUGAUACUUCAGCCGAUUGGCGUACUCAAGAGCGCAUCACUUUACUCAGUGCAGCGUACUCGAGCAGCAGUACCGGAUUGCUGGUAAGCAUUGAUUUCCUCAGCGACAAUUGGGAAGCAUAUAGUAAUUUGAAUCCCGGUUUCGGUGGAGAUAAUCCACUCAAUACAGCCGUGGUUGCCAUGUCCAGCUAUGUAGUUAAUGAAGAGCAAAGACAAAAAUAUUUGGAUUUGGUGGAUAAGGUGAAGGACAGCGAUAAGGUGCAAUCUAAUUUGGAGUCUGUCGUCAAUACGAACAUUAGAUCAAACUUUGAAUGGUUGACCAGAAAUCGUGAUCCGAUCAUGCAGUGGGUGAACAACUUCACGCGAAGUGGCAGUGCCGCACUUAGUGCUUCAUUGUUAACCGUCUUUACCACGCUGACGGUUGCAUUGGCGCGUUACUUGUAGAACUUGAGCUUAAUAGCCUUUUAGCUCUUACCAAUUGUGAUGUGAUAAAUUUUUGGUGGAACAUUUUAUAUAACAAAAUUGAAGUAGAAUAAAA
Rhagoletis pomonella (apple maggot) is the source of this 3051-nucleotide messenger RNA. RefSeq names its product aminopeptidase N-like. Gene Ontology annotation, molecular function: peptide binding; metalloaminopeptidase activity; zinc ion binding. The record is from RefSeq and is a predicted model, not a curated record. NCBI's taxonomy places the organism in Eukaryota, Metazoa, Arthropoda, Insecta, Diptera, Tephritidae. The coding region runs from base 63 to 2957 and encodes 964 amino acids. Gene Ontology annotation, biological process: proteolysis; peptide catabolic process. Gene Ontology annotation, cellular component: cytoplasm. The transcript is spliced from 6 exons.